Molecule: messenger RNA, 1086 nt
Organism: Colletotrichum orchidophilum
Lineage: Eukaryota; Fungi; Ascomycota; Sordariomycetes; Glomerellales; Glomerellaceae
Product: fasciclin domain-containing protein
Exons: 3
Coding region: 1-1086 (361 amino acids)
Source: RefSeq, a predicted model, not a curated record
AUGAGUCCCUAUGACUACGAGUCAGAGAUUCAGAAAUACCCCGAAGUAAUCCUCAAACUUCCGAACUACGAUGGUGUCACAAUUGUUGCGCCGUCAAAUUCUGCCUUUGAGAACAUCCCAGGCACCCAACUAAACGGAAUCUGGAACGAAUCAGACGCAUCAAUCGCAGUCCCCAUCUUGGAAUACCACAUCCUCCAGGGCACAGUCUCAACUGGCGCCCUUGAAUCGGGACCCUCGGUGCUCCGAUCCUCACUACUUCUAAACAAAGCCUGGACCAACGUGACCACGGGGCAGAACGUCCUCGUUAACAAGCAGCCGGGCGACGUCAUUGUCUUCACCUCGUCCGAGGGUAUUCGCACCACCCAGGUCGAGGGGGACAUCAAGUUCGCCGGCGGUCUCAUCCAGGUGGUCGACAAUCUCUUGAUCCCGCCCGCCAGGCUGGAGAAUACGACGGACUCGUUCAAGCUCCCAGCCUUCCUCGGCGCGCUGUACGCCGCCAAACUCCUCCCGUCGAUAGCGGAGGAGAAGAACGUCACAAUCUUUGCGCCCCGCAACGAGGCAUUCCAACGCGUCGCCGGCUCCCUGAAUAACCUCGACGAAGAUGCCUUGAAGAAGUUCCUCAACUACCACGUCGUACCUGGUCAGAUCCUAGCCUCCUCGGACCUGAAGAACGGCACCAACCUCACCACCAUAGCUACAGAGGACCUGAGCGUCAUCCGAUCCGGCAAUAACCUCUUCCUGAACUCAGCUCAAGUGAUCCAGCCAGAUAUCCUCAUCGCUAACGGCAUCAUGCACAUCAUCGACAACGUGCUGAAUCCGGAUGCCCCGUCCCUGACGCCCAACCCCAGCGCCGUCACCCAGCCGCCCGCCUACCCCGAGAGCUCGGGCUCUGGGCUGCCGUUCACAACGGCGAUCCCCUGUACCGUCAGUUGCCCCGUGACGACAACCUCCAGUAGUCCCACGGCGGCGAGUUCGACGAGGUCUUCUACGACGGGGGUUCGGACCACAACUAGCCCCGGCGCGGCGGUGCGAACGGGUGUGGCUGCUGGUGCGGCUCUGCUUGCGGGGCUUGCCGCAUUGGCUUAG